GGGGGGGGGGGGGGGGAGGGGAUGUAUCUUGCAUCGCGCUUUAGCAGGAAUGUGGAAGUCGCCGCUUUAGUGAGGGGACAUUUCCGACAGCGGCGGUGCCCGGGGAGCUCAAUGUCCUCCUGCACGCAUCGGUUUGGCCGUGCCAUAGCGUGGGGAUGCUCACACCCCUAUUUAUACAUCCAUCAUGCCCGGCUGCGCCGGCGGCGAGCUGCGGUUUGGCCCUGGAUCCGUCCCUCGGCCCUUUUCCUCCCUUCCGCACCGUGGGAUGCUGUGCGUGGGGACAGCGGGAUGGGCAGCGCUCCCAGCCCGGAGCCUUUGGGGACGGAAAUGGGAUCGGAGAGGAGAGGGAAAAGUUUUGGGCCCCCUCCUGGCGUGCGGCCUGCAGGGCAGAUGGACGGACGGAUGGAUGGAUGGAUGGGUACAGGCCCUGCGGGCACCCUGGAUCAGGGCGCCCAGGGAUGAAAACACAGCUUUUCUUUUUGUCUGCUUUCAGGAAAAAGCCCUACGUUCCCACGGGUCGGGUCGUUGGGAGCCGCUCCGCUUUUGUUCCUCCGCGUGUUGUGUUUUUUGGGGUGUGUGAAGUUGUCCUCCUUGUCCCCCCGUAGAGAAACGCCCCGCGUGCGGCACCGGUUCCCAGCUAGAUCUGGAGAUGGACGCGGAUAAGGGGAAGCAACGCCAGUACUCUCAGAGGGCUGGCAGUCCGUGCGCUUCUCUGUGCGGAGCAAUCCGAUCUCCCUCAGGAAUCCCCUUCUCCCCCGGAGAGCGGCGGCUGGCCGUGCCUUGUGACAAGUGCAUGCCGAAGGCGAGACAGAGAGGGCUGCCAAAGUAGAGACGUUCCCUAGAGAACUGUAGCUUGACUUAGCGGCAGUUUGGUAGGAAGUUGGAAGGCUAUAGUGAGCUGCGGGGCCUGGCGCUCGUACCCACCCGUGCCAUCAUCUACCUCCAUCAAUCUGGAGCCUCAUCGACACGUCUCCCCAGGCAGCUGCGGCCAUCUGGCUUCUGAGGCCAGCCUGAUGGCGGAGCCUCGCUUCAACAACCCCUACUUCUGGCCGCCUCCCCCAACCAUGCCCAGCCAGCUGGACAACCUCGUCCUGAUCAACAAAAUCAAAGAGCAGCUGAUGGCAGAGAAGAUCCGGCCCCCACACUUGCCCCCCACCUCCGUUGCCUCCCAGCAGCCCCUCCUGGUGCCCCCCUCUCCUGCUGAAAGCAGCCAGUCCAUCAUGUCCCUCCCCAAGCUGCAGCAGGUGCCAGGCCUCCACCCGCAGGCGGUCCCGCAGCCCGACGUGGCCCUGCACGCUCGGCCGGCCACCAGCACCGUCACAGGGUUGGGGCUGGCAUCCCGCGCGCCCCCAGUCAGCACCUCCGAGUCCAGCACGGGCACCACCACCCCUUCCACACCCACCUCCACCAGCCAGAGCCGCCUCAUCGCCUCCUCGCCCACCCUUAUCUCAGGAAUCACCAGCCCGCCCCUCCUCGACUCCAUAAAGACAAUCCAGGGCCACAGCUUGCUGGGGGCACCCAAGACGGAGCGGGGCCGCAAGAAGAUCAAGGCGGAAAACCCUUCGGGGCCACCCGUCCUCGUGGUUCCCUACCCCAUCCUGGCCUCGGGGGAGACGGCCAAAGAGGGCAAGACGUACAGGUGUAAGGUCUGCCCUUUGACGUUCUUCACCAAGUCGGAGAUGCAGAUCCACUCCAAGUCGCACACAGAGGCCAAACCCCACAAGUGCCCCCACUGCUCCAAAUCCUUCGCCAACGCCUCCUACCUGGCCCAGCACUUGCGCAUCCACCUGGGCGUGAAGCCCUACCACUGCUCCUACUGCGAGAAGUCCUUCCGCCAGCUGUCCCACCUCCAGCAGCACACCAGAAUCCACACCGGUGACAGACCCUACAAGUGCCCACACCCCGGCUGCGAGAAGGCAUUCACACAACUCUCCAACCUCCAGUCUCACCAGCGACAGCACAACAAGGACAAGCCCUACAAGUGCCCGAAUUGCUACCGGGCCUACACGGACUCGGCCUCGCUGCAGAUCCACCUCUCAGCGCACGCCAUCAAGCAUGCCAAGGCUUACUGCUGCAGCAUGUGCGGCCGCGCUUAUACCUCGGAGACGUACCUGAUGAAGCACAUGUCCAAACACACCGUGGUGGAGCACCUCGUCAGCCAGCACUCUCCUCAAAGGACCGAAUCCCCCGGCAUCCCCGUGCGGAUCUCGCUCAUCUAAGUGGGCUCUGUCCCACCCCGCUGCUGUCGGGGGGGUGGCACCCCGUUGGCCCCCCCGACCCGGCCCCCCUGCUCCCCCCGGGGGGCUGCAGGUUUGGUGACAUCCAAAGACGGUUUCAGAGCACUUUGAAUCUCUGCAGUUU
Messenger RNA from Lagopus leucura (white-tailed ptarmigan), 2361 nucleotides. It is a transcript of the gene ZNF362, whose product is annotated as zinc finger protein 362. Gene Ontology annotation, molecular function: RNA polymerase II cis-regulatory region sequence-specific DNA binding; DNA-binding transcription repressor activity, RNA polymerase II-specific. The transcript has 10 exons. Lineage: Eukaryota; Metazoa; Chordata; Aves; Galliformes; Phasianidae. The coding region runs from base 1014 to 2219 and encodes 401 amino acids. The record is from RefSeq and is a predicted model, not a curated record. Gene Ontology annotation, biological process: negative regulation of transcription by RNA polymerase II.